AUGAUCGUACUCAGCCGGAUGGCGCAUAUCCAUCAACAAUGUGCACACCGGGUGCGGUGCUCUUUGCGCAGGGUGCUGGGCCGGGUGCGGGCGGCUGGAGAGCAUCGCCACCUCGUGGCCAUAAAAGCGGCCGAGUCUUAUCUAGAUGGCAGCGCCAUCUACACCAAAGAGGCCAACGGCCGCCCCCUGCAUGAGGUGAGCAGGAACCACGUGGUGGUGUGGUCGACAGGGAUAUCCAUUCUGAGUGCACUUGUGUGCAGAUAGUGUUCGAGUCGGCUGGCCUGACGAGGAGGGAGAGGCUGGCCAUCGUCACACAGCUGCUGGACGCCGUCGCCCACAUGCACCGACUAGGAAUAGUCUAUCGCGACAUGAAGCCCGACAAUGGUGAGUGGGUGACGGCCCGUGUCUGCAUGCCCGCUCACUAUCUGUUUGACUGUCUGUGUGUGUCUGUCUGUGUCUGUGUGUGUCUGUGUGUGCAGUGGUGUACGAUAGGCGGUGCAUGUCUCGGCGUCGCCAUAUUCCAUUGUUUUGGGUGUGUGUCUCAGCCCAUCGCCGCCUACAUUUUAUAUUCGGAUGGCUCAUCCACAGCAACCAUCGCACAACUCGAACCAUUCGCUUAAUCAGUGAGCUACUCACAGUCCUUCAUCACCGGCUGCUAUCAUUCUGCAAGACUGCUCGAAGCAGGCUGUCGUCCCCGCUACACUGUCGCGUCGUGAUGGAGAAGGUGCUGGAGACAUCCAGGUGGUAUUUUGGCGCGACUGAGCUGAGGAGGAGAGGGAGAGGGUCAACACACGGUGACGCGCCGCCUCAUUGGUGACGCAGCCACGGGCGGCUCCAUCGUCGACCAGCCUACCAUCGUAAGCCUUACAAUAGGAUGGAUAGGAUGGGCGAAUGGAUGGAUAGAUCAUUGGAUGUGAUGGUGUAUUUGUAUGCAGACCGCCGCCACUCCUCUUCUCUUCAAACCGAGGCCAAAGUGCCCACAUGGGGCCGUCCUUCUUGCCAGCAUCUCGCUGCAGCUGCAGGACGUCGCGAAUCCCGAUAAGAUGAAGGAGCUGAUUGAGGCGUGGCACUGGUACGUCAGUGCGCCGGCGGCCGAGAUGCACUCUGCCAAGGAGGCGCUGCAGGCGGAAGUCAGCUGCCCGCCCAUCGUAACCAUCAGUAAGAGAAACACAGAGAGGCUCAGAGAGACCAGACCAAUCGGCUCUGUGUCCAUUCAGCCAAGGAGUCACUUCGCGCCCAUUUCCAGGAGAUGGGUGUGCAGGACGACCCCCUGCAGCGGCGGUAUCUUCCGGGCGUGAGGUACCCCGACAGCCUCCUGCGCUAUUUCUACCCGGCGGUCAGCCCACACGAGACGCUCUUGACUCUCGUCGUCUGUGUAUUACAUCGUCGUGUUUUGUGUGUGUCUGCAGCAUGUUAUCGGGCAGGGAGGGUACGGGGCUGUGCAGCUGAUGGUGAGGAAGCCACGCGUGCCGCGGCAGGGUGGUGGCCGCGAGACGGGGCGUGAGGGCGAGGAGGUGGACGAGAUGUGGUAUGACUGCGGCGACGUGGUGGUCGUCAAGCUGCUCAGCAAGGCUCAGUACCUGAACGACACACCAUACCUCAUCCAGAGGGUGAGUGAGGUACCAACUGACUGGCUGCACGGGGGGCGAGCCACGCAAGCCUACAUACAGUGUGUAAGUGUGUGUGUGUGUGUGUGUGAGUAGGCGAAGGAGGAGUAAAACGCCCAGCGGCGGUCCAUGUCUCCAUGGACCGCUCACUCCUACGCCAUGGCCUGGAACGCAGACCACACCUUCCUCAUUGGCGAGUUCGUGCUCGGCAAAGACCUCCUCCGCUUCCUCCAAGACAGGUACCAACACAUAACUCCCCCCCCCACCCACACAGACACACAGCUAUCUUUGUGUGGUGGUGUGGUGUGGCGUUCAGGCUGCAUCUCGGAGUGCCCAUAGUCAUGGAUGAGGUCAUCACAAUCAGCUUCAGUGUCCUGUCCGGCACAUCGCACAUGCACCGCCUGUAGGCCACCCAAAUACCCACACCACCCGACACACACGACCCGACUCACACCAUGGCAUUGUGUGUCUUUGUCGAUCAGAGGACUCUUCCAUUGUGAUCUCAAGCUGGAGAACAUCGGGAUUAGCACAAGCCUGGAGAGGAGGUGGAGUCCCGACGGCUUCAGGGUGACGGUCCCGGCGGUGACUGAAGCCAAGCUGCUGGACUUCGGUGCCGCCCGCUGCGACCUGCCGGAGUGCGCAGCCAUACCCACACAUGGACAGACACAUGGGGCCUGAAUGGUGUGGCGUGUUUGUGUGUGUACCUUUCCAGGCGCCAUCCACGUGCGUACGGCACCCCACGUCUGUAUCCGCCUGAGAUGCAAGGUCGCAAGGUGUCUGACUGCUGGUGUCUGACUGCAGAUGGUCUCUGCACGCAUGAAUCGUUGUCUGUGUUGAACUGCAGCUGUUUCUCGAUGAGGGAGGGUUCUCGGUGGUUCAGCCCUUCUGCCGGAGGCCAGAUGUUCCCGAGCAGAACCGAAAGUGGCGCAACGUCGACGCGUUCGCAGUCAAAAUACUCAAGAAGGAGCCCAACGAGCACUCCUCAGAACUCAAACACAUGAUGGGACGCAACACGAGCACACACGACGCGAAGAUAGAUCCCUCAAACAUGAUGUAUGUGUGUGUGAGUCGGGAGUAUUUCAGUGCAUGGCGGGCUGCUCCGGUGCUGGCCGUCUAGAUACUCACCCAGAGUCCGGACGAGUCCUUCGGCGACUUCAAAUGGCGGGUGAGUGACGCAUGGGACACGAAGACACAUCAAGCACAGAUACACACCACUCUGUGUUUGUGUGGGUGUGUGUGUGAGCAGGCGAUGCAGGAGUACUCGGCGCAGCGACGGGCCAUGGCCUCCUCUACCACACACUCCUUUGCCAUGCACCCACUCGCCGACUGGAGUGCUGUGUUCAUCGUCAACGAGCUGAUCCUAGGCCAGACACUGCACGAGUUCUUCUGCACGAGGUAUGAGUGAAUGGAGAAACACACGCACACACCACAUCCGUGUGUGGCGGUUGACGCAUACACACAUACACACAUACACACAUUCUGUUCCUCAGGGUGAGUUUGGACGUCCCGAUCGACAUGGCCGAGACCUCGAUCAUCAUUUUCGGCACCAUCAGCGCGAUUCACCACAUGCACCUCACCCUGUAAGCCACAUAGUACACAACACCACACGGCAAACAUCAACUCGAAGCGACAUGAUUGUGUGUAUCGACCAGAGAUCUCUACCAUCGGGACCUGAAGCUCCAGAACAUCAUGGUCGCGGUGCGGUGGGAGGACAAGGUGAGGCGCGGCGGCCAGAAGGUGCGCUGCCCCGUGGUGGCUGAGGUGAAGAUCCUCGACUUCGGCGGGGCUAAGUGCGACCGCCUCGGGUGCGCAAAGUGCAAAACACCCAUCACACAUACAUACGCCGCACACACACACACACACACACAUGUAGCUGCUCUGUCAUCUGUGUGUGUGUGUGUGUGUGUGUUUGUGUCCCUUCCUUGACAGCAUGUCGCCAUUGGCCUACGGUACGUUCACCCUGUUUCCGCCCGGGGUCAGGGAGUGGCGCGACCGCCGGGGUCAGUGGCCCCAGGUGGACAGCCACGGCAUCGGGACGGUCCUGUUCGACUGCCUCCGCCUUGCCUCCUUGCCGCCCUCUCCCACCUGCAGUGCGUCCCAGUACAUCGCGCAGACACGCUGCGACCUGGUACGCUCUGGCCGCACGACACACCGAUGGAGACUCUCACUGCAUGAACACCUGCGUGUCCGUGUCUGUGUCUGUGUCUGUGUGUCAUUCAUGUGUUGAUUCAUGCAGUCCAGGAUCCUAGCGUUGCCUUUUGGCUAUGACGUCGAUGACUACCCCCACAUGGUGACCUCGGUCAUCCAGCGCCGUAUCGAUGAGGAGAUCGACAAAGUCCGCAGGGAGUGCAUCGUCUGGCCGGAGCAGAACAACCAGAGCGAGGCGUUCAAGGUGCUCCUCGGGGUCGCGUCACUCUUGCUGCGGGCCGACCCGGCGCUCCGCUCGACGCCCUCACAGGUGUGCAGCAUCCGCACAUAG
Vitrella brassicaformis is the source of this 4086-nucleotide messenger RNA. The record is from the annotation of a GenBank genome assembly. Lineage: Eukaryota; Vitrellaceae.